CGGUUCCUCUUGCAUGAUUUAUGGGCCGCAGUGCACACACCAACAAGUACCGGGCCAUUAGUUGAGCCCAGAUUUUGCCCAUUCGAUACAAAAACAAAAUUAAAAAUAAAGGUUUCUGAAGUUCUAAAUCAAAUCAAAUGAUGCUCCAUUGCUCCGUUCCCCUCCUCUCCUCCCCUGACCUUUGAUUCUUUGAAGCGACGACAGCAAUGCUUUCUCUACAAACCCAGCCCAAACCCUUCCUUAACCCUCAAAGCCCGCUUAAACCCUUCACUCCCAGAACCCUAAAGCCAAACAAAUCCCGCUUCUCUACCGCCAUUCACUCUCUCCUCCAAUACAACCGCAAGCCCCAGCUUGCCGGCGAGACCCCUCGCGUUGUCGUCAUAACCUCCGGUAAAGGUGGCGUUGGAAAGACCACCACCACUGCCAAUAUCGGUCUCUCCCUAGCUCGUCUUGGAUUCUCUGUUGUUGCCAUCGACGCCGACGUCGGCCUCCGCAACCUCGACCUCCUCCUUGGGCUUGAAAAUCGCGUCAAUUACACCGUCGUAGAGGUCCUGAACGGAGAUUGCCGCCUCGAUCAGGCCCUGGUCCGCGACAAGCGUUGGUCCAACUUCGAGCUUCUCUGCAUUUCCAAGCCCCGCUCGAAGCUCCCGCUAGGGUUUGGUGGCAGGGCCCUCGUCUGGCUAGUUGAUGCACUAAAACAGAAACCCGAGGGCUGCCCUGAUUUCAUCCUUAUUGAUUGCCCUGCCGGAAUUGACGCCGGAUUCAUUACCGCCAUCACACCAGCUAAUGAAGCCGUAUUAGUUACAACUCCAGAUAUCACGGCUUUGCGUGACGCGGAUAGGGUGACUGGGUUGCUUGAAUGUGACGGGAUUAGGGACGUAAAGAUGAUUGUGAAUCGAGUAAGGACUGAUAUGAUUAAAGGGGAGGAUAUGAUGUCAGUGUUGGAUGUGCAGGAGAUGCUGGGGUUGGCGUUGCUUGGGGUUAUACCUGAGGAUUCAGAGGUGAUAAGGAGUACAAAUAGAGGUUACCCUCUUGUGUUGAAUAAGCCUCCGACUUUGGCCGGGCUUGCGUUUGAGCAGGCAGCAUGGAGGCUCGUUGAGCAGGACAGUAUGAAGGCUGUAAUGGUCGAGGAGGAGCCCAAGAAACGAGGGUUUUUCUCCUUUUUUGGUGGAUAGAGAUUGAAUGAAGCCAAUGUGGGUGAGUUGCUGUUCUCUUUGGCUGCAAGCUUGUGGUCAAUUUUGGAUGCUGUGUACACUGAGUAUGUGAUUCUUUCGGGUGAUUAUGUUGAGUAGUAGAUUUUUUGAUGUUAGCUUUACCCUUUUUUAGUCCUUUUUUGUCGCCAUAAAAUAGCUCCAAACUAGCUUAGCUGCAUUUCUGUGCUUUCCGUAUGAGGAUCAUGUUUCUGGUUAAAGAUUGGUAUUUGUAUUUUUCCAAUUUGGAAAGAAAUCUUAAUCGUAUCUGUGAAUAUUUUGAAUUGCCAA
This is a messenger RNA of Tripterygium wilfordii, 1481 nucleotides long. Its product is annotated as putative septum site-determining protein minD homolog, chloroplastic. Gene Ontology annotation, molecular function: ATP binding; ATP hydrolysis activity. Gene Ontology annotation, cellular component: cytosol; cytoplasmic side of plasma membrane. NCBI's taxonomy places the organism in Eukaryota, Viridiplantae, Streptophyta, Magnoliopsida, Celastrales, Celastraceae. The coding region runs from base 207 to 1175 and encodes 322 amino acids. Gene Ontology annotation, biological process: negative regulation of cell division. The transcript has a single exon. The record is from RefSeq and is a predicted model, not a curated record.